Messenger RNA from Zea mays, 1185 nucleotides. RefSeq lists its product as uncharacterized. The transcript is spliced from 5 exons. The record is from RefSeq and is a predicted model, not a curated record. NCBI's taxonomy places the organism in Eukaryota, Viridiplantae, Streptophyta, Magnoliopsida, Poales, Poaceae. Bases 275 to 835 code for a protein of 186 amino acids.
GCCACAUCGUCGAUCUCCCCCAACAUGUUGUUCAGGCUCCACACUUGACAGGGCACAGGGCAGGGCGCCAGGAGACGGGGAGAAUCUUUCGCCCUGAAAAAAGAGCAAAGUGUCAGCCCUUUCCCCCCGGUUCCUAGUUUUGGUACUACUACAGGCUCCCGCUGCAUCAUCCCCAACGAACCAGCAGAGCUCGCAAGCAACAAAAGAGAAGGACGAAGCAGGCGCAGCCGCCACACGGACACGCAGCAGAGCAUCGCCGCAGCGGUCCAGAGGCAUGGGGGCCGCCGCCGCCGCAAAGCACGCCUUGCAGGUUGUCGCGGCGGGAGGAGAUGCUGGGCAAUCGAGCUUCAGCGCCAACUCACCCCCCACCACCGGCGCCGGGUUCGUCGCCCUCGACGUCGGUGAGCUCUCGUCUCUGGCCGGCGACGCCGGCCCUCCGGGCACGCCCAUCGCGCCGCCCCGGACACCCAGGGUGGUGAGGUCGCUGUCGAGGAAGGGCGACAGGAAGCCGGCCGACGCCGACGCCAACGCCACCGCCGGUGGCGGUAGAGAGCGGCCGCAGCUGUUCGUACACGUGGCUGCCGGCGACCUCGGGGACGCGCCCGGCAGCGCCCGGCUGGUCGUCCACACGCCGCUGGCCGGCACGCCCGGAAGCAAGUCCCGGCGGUUCGGAAGGCGGGCGGCGCCGUGGCUCGAUCCCCGCAGGGUGGUCUUCCUCUUCGCCACGCUGUCCAGCGUGGGAACACUGAUCCUCCUCUACUUCACGCUAUCCAUGAGCAGGGCGGACUCCAGUAGCGGCGGCGGCGGCGGCAGCGGCGGCAGCGACGCCCGGUGAAACGCCAGCCGUCUAGAGCGAGGGGGCGUUUGGCCUGAUCUGAGAAUUUCCAGAUCUGCAAAGAUUUACAAGAACACCGUGGUCCAAGCAUAUAGAAGAAAAGGCUGUGGUGCUGCGGGCCUAUCUCAUGGAUGAAUAUAGAGCGAGCCAACGACAGCGAAGAAGUCGAGCCGGAUGUGGAUUUGAUGGAGAAGUUUGUGAUGGUAGACAUCGAGCCAAUUGUAUAUUUGGGACUCUAAACAUAGUGUUUCGCAAUAUUGUCAUCCAAAAGAUUUACUUCACAAAAAAGUGACUACAAAUAUGUUCUAAUUGAUUAUACUACCAUUUACUAUAUAAUCUUCUUUUUAUUA